Messenger RNA from Aegilops tauschii subsp. strangulata, 1578 nucleotides. The record is from RefSeq and is a predicted model, not a curated record. NCBI's taxonomy places the organism in Eukaryota, Viridiplantae, Streptophyta, Magnoliopsida, Poales, Poaceae.
AUGUCUGCACAAGAGAAGAAUGUCGUCCGCCAUGAGCUCUUUCAGGAGGCGAUUGGCGCGAUGAACCGGCUUGGUGAAGAGCUCGUGGAUGUGGACGUGCGCCUUGUGGCCGUGGGUGUUCGUCUGGCGGAGGAGCGGCACAAGCUGAAGUUGGCUAUCAACCUCGGGCGCUACCAGCGCGAGCUUGAUAAUGCGAAGGCCGAGGCCUCUCUCAUAGCCUCGCGUGAGGCCUGCUCUCGAGCUCAGGAAGAGGCCCGAGAAGCUGACCGCCGUCGCGAGGCCGCGGAGAAGCGCGCGUGGGAUCUCCAAGCCCGGGGCGCCUCCUUCGAGCGGCAAGUGGAGGAGCACAGGGCCGCCCUUGCGUCGUUGAGGGGGACGCCCCCCGAAGAAGAAGAGAUCCGGAAGGGCGAGGAGGCGUUGGCAUUGGAAGCCGUGGAGCGUUGCCUCGAGCUCGAGCGACUGGAGACGAGGGAGCGUCAAGUUGCCCAAGCGGAAGAUGCCGUUGGCACGCGCGAGGCCAAGGCCCAGGAGGAGAUCGAUCGCCGGGUGGCCGAGGCCCGCGCGGAUCUUGAGGGUAGGCACGACCUGAAGUUGAAGCUUGCGGAAGCUGAGGCUGCAGGUAGGACUGCUGCCCUUAGGCCCAGGUUAGCGGAGGUGGAGCGGCGCAAGGAGGCCACCGCAGCCGCCCUGGUCUCGGCGCAGGCGGAACUGGCCUCCGCCCGCGCCGAGCUGCUCUCUCUUCAGCAGCGGCUCGUUGACGCCAAGUCUGUUGCGCGGCAGAACAGGGAGGAAGUGCUCCAGCGGCGGACACUGGAGCGCGUGCACGCCCCCAUGCUUGAGGGCCUCGGGAACAGGGCCAACCCGGCGCUGGGCCACAUCUGCGAUGAGAAAGCCCCUCAUCCCCGCACGACCGACUAUGCCAGCCAUCUCCGCUUCUUCACCGACGUGGUGAGGCGCCUGGAGAAUCAUUCCGAGAGGUCUCGCCAGUUUGUUGAAGAGAGGAGCCGCGGUCUGCUAAGGCGCGCGUUCUCCCGAGUCUUCAGCCAUCUCCCAAACACCUACCCCAACUUUGAUUUUGACGCUGCCAUUGCCCCCAUUCCGGAGGCCAUCCGGGAUGACCUGGCACGGUGGGUGGAGGAAAAUGUGGACGCGCUGGUCAGGGCCUUCGCUUCUGAGGACGAGGCGGUGGUGGUCGCGGCAGAUGAAGGCGAUGUGGUUGACGAUGGUGACGGUGGCGCUGGUGAAGGUGAUGGUGAGGCUAGCGAUGAUGACAGCAACGCCAGCGACGCGCCUGAGGGCGACCCAGGGGACGCGGCGAGCGAUUUGUCCGACAGAUCCCGUGUUCCCCUGCUGUUUAUCCUACACACAAAGCUCGGGCGCGGCCAUACAGGUUGUAAGAGCAUUUUGGGAGGGGGAUCCCCUCAUGUAAACAGAUUACUAUCCCUAUUUUUGAGCCAAGAUGAACAUGUGCCUUCGUAUGCUCAAGAGUCCCGUGGCGAGUUUGUUGUUGUAAUUUACCUUGACCUGGGCAGGUUCCGAACUGACUCACCAGGUUGUGAGUUCCUGAGUAGCUCCUGA